CACAGCGUGCAGUCGCGAAAAAACCGACAACUAGUGUCGGUAUUGUAUCCUCUGGGUUGAAUUUUGCAUCCAUCGUAGGCAAAACUACGCGUGGCGAAGUCGAUCGAGUCUUCGGUAUUGGUUCUGUCCCCCUCUCGCUGCGUACAAUAUAACGCAUCGAAAUGGGCAAGUCGUCCAAAGACAAACGUGACAUUUACUACCGGAUGGCUAAAGAACAGGGAUGGCGGGCGCGCAGUGCAUUCAAGCUGAUGCAGAUCGACGAACAGUUCAACAUAUUCGACGGUGUCACGCGAGUGGUCGACCUGUGCGCGGCCCCGGGCAGCUGGAGCCAGGUACUGAGCAAGACGCUGUACGCGGACAAGUCUGAGGCCGAGAAAAAGGACGUGAAGAUCGUGGCCGUGGACCUACAGUCAAUGGCGCCAUUGCCGGGAGUCAUCCAGCUGAAGGGCGACAUCACCAAGGAGAGCACGGCUAACGAAAUCCUGUCGCAGUUCAGCAAGCAGCUAGUCGACCUGGUCGUCUUCGACGGCGCGCCAGAUGUCACUGGCCUGCAUGAUCUCGAUGAGUAUAUUCAGGCACAGCUGUUGUUGGCUGCUAUGAACAUCACCACGUAUUUACUGAAGCCCGGCGGCACUUUUGUCGGCAAGAUAUUUCGUGGUAAGGACGUGACCAUUUUGAUAGCACAACUGGAAAUAUUCUUUCGUGAUGUUACCAUUGCCAAGCCGUGCAGUUCUCGUAAUUCUAGUAUUGAGUCAUUUGUGGUGUGCUGCGAUUUCCAGUUGCCUGAAGGUUACAGUCCCACCAUGGCUAACCCUUUGAUGACCAACGAUACAACACCUUGGAAUGAGAUGGAAGUGCACCCUGUGAUCACACCGUUUGUGGCUUGUGGAAGUCUAAGCGGUUUUGAUGCUGACAAGACCUAUCCUUUGGAAAUCGAUGGCCUUGAAUAUGUACAAAGGGAUCCUGUACAAGGACCGAUAUCUCCACCGUAUGAAAAAUCAAAGCCUAUGAUAACUACUAAAGGCAAGAGUGUCAUUGAAACAGAAAUAGAAAAAGCAACUGUCUCAACACAACUGUUAAACUUAAAUUGAAGGUUCAGAAAAUGUAUUCAUAUUUUUGUUUUGAUCAGCAAAUGCAAUAAGAACUAAUUUCAUUUUGAUUGAUAAUAGUUCUGUGCCCAGUCUACUAACAGAUCUCUAUUUACGUAGAAGGUGUAAUAUGACAAUGUUAAGUUACAGUUAGGAACAGUAGGAUUUAGCUAAACAUAGAGCCUCAGCCAAUUAUAGAUUGAGAGAAGAAAUAAUUGUAUUACUUAUGUUAUACUCGAAAUCAUUAUGGAAUUUACAGAGAGUAUUUAAAUAUAUAUAAAUCAUGGAACAACAUUACAAGA
Sipha flava (yellow sugarcane aphid) is the source of this 1390-nucleotide messenger RNA. RefSeq names its product putative tRNA (cytidine(32)/guanosine(34)-2'-O)-methyltransferase. Gene Ontology annotation, biological process: tRNA methylation; cytoplasmic translation. The coding region runs from base 162 to 1091 and encodes 309 amino acids. The transcript is spliced from 2 exons. NCBI's taxonomy places the organism in Eukaryota, Metazoa, Arthropoda, Insecta, Hemiptera, Aphididae. The record is from RefSeq and is a predicted model, not a curated record. Gene Ontology annotation, cellular component: cytoplasm. Gene Ontology annotation, molecular function: tRNA methyltransferase activity.